GGCACUCGUAGAGCAGAGCGCCGGGGUGGUACCUUCAGCCGUGCACUGGAAAGAACCGGGGAAAACCAACCGGAGCCGGCGGAGAGGUUUCUUGAGCUCGGGGCUGCUGCUGCCACCGCGGCUGCCUGAAACUCCCUAAAGUUGAGAGCCAGCGAGAGGCUGCCGCCAGCCGGGUGCUAGAGGGAAAGGAAGUCGGAGGAUAUAAGAGUGACAAACGACAGAUAGACACACAGAUCUUUGGAAACACCAUCGUUGGCGGCCUGUCCUUGAAGCCCGUGUAGCUUCCCAGCUCCGCUCAUUGGUGGAAGGCUGAACUGGUGGGGAAAACGCCCGGAAGAAACUUAGAGGUGACCAUAAUGUCUUUACGUUUACACACACUGCCCACCCAGCUUGGAGUUGUCAGACCGAGCUGCAGGGAACUGCUGUGUUUGUUGGUGAUCACCGCGUCUAUGAGCGGGGGUGCCUCUGGGAUCUGCCCCACCGCUUGCAUCUGUGCUACUGACCUUGUGAGCUGCACCAACAAAAACCUGUCCAAGGUACCUGGAAAUCUCUUCAGACUGAUAAAGAGACUGGAUCUGAGUUAUAACAGAAUUGGGCUUCUGGAUUCUGAGUGGAUUCCAGUCUCGUUUGUAAAACUGAACACCCUGAUUAUUCGUCAUAACAACAUCACCAGCAUUUCCACAGGCAGUUUUUCCACUACUCCAAAUCUGAAGUUUCUUGACUUAUCAUCCAAUAAGCUGAAGACCUUGAAAAGUGCAGUGUUUCAAGAGUUGAAGGUUCUAGAAGUGCUCCUGCUUUACAAUAACCACAUUUCUUAUCUGGAUCCUUCUGCAUUUGGAGGGCUCUCCCAAUUACAAAAGCUCUACUUAAGUGGAAACUUUCUCACACAGUUUCCCAUGGAUUUGUAUGUUGGGAGAUUCAAACUGGCAGAACUGAUGUUUUUAGAUGUUUCUUUUAACCGGAUCCCUUCCAUUCCAAUGCACCGGAUGAAUUUAGUGCCAGGGAAACAGCUGAGAGGUAUCUACCUUCACGGAAACCCAUUUAUCUGUGACUGUCCCCUCUACUCAUUGCUGAUCUUUUGGUAUCGUAGGCACUUUAGCUCAGUGAUGGAUUUUAGAAAUGAUUAUACCUGCCGUCUGUGGUCUGACUCUAGGCACUCCUAUCAGGUGCUUCUGCUGCAAGACAGCUUUAUGAAUUGCUCUGACAGCAUCAUCAAUGGUUCAUUUCGUGCUCUUGGCUUUAUUCAUGAGGCUCAGGUUGGGGAAAGGUUGAUCGUCCACUGUGACAGCAAGACGGGAGGUGCAAAUACCGAUUUUGUUUGGAUCAGUCCAGAUAACCGACUGCUGGAGCCAGAUGAAGAGAUGGAAAACUUUCAUGUGUUUCACAAUGGAAGUCUGAUUAUAGAAAGCCCUCGUUUUGAGGAUGCUGGAGUGUAUUCUUGCAUUGCAAUGAAUAGGCAACGACUGUUAAAUGAAACUGUGGAUAUCACCAUCAACGUGAGCAAUUUCACAGUCAACAGAUCCCAUGCACAUGAGGCAUUUAACACAGCUUUUACCACUCUAGCUGCCUGUGUGGCCAGUAUUGUUUUGGUACUUUUGUACCUCUAUCUGACACCCUGCCCCUGCAAGUGUAAAACCAAGAGACAGAAAAAUAUGCUAAACCAAAGCAAUGUUCAUUCAUCUAUUCUCAGUCCUGGCCCCACUACUGAUGCCCCAGCUGAUGAACGGAAGGCAGGUGGCGGGAAACGAGUGGUAUUUUUGGAACCCCUGAAAGAUACUGCAACAGGGCAGAAUGGGAAAGUGCGGCUCUUUCCCAGUGAGACGGUGAUAGCUGAGGGAAUCUUAAAGUCCACAAGAGUGAAAUCGGAAUCAGAUUCAGUCAAUUCCGUGUUUUCAGACACACCCUUUGUAGCGCCUACUUAAUUUUGUCCCUGUGUUUGUGUGCUGUGGUCAUUUACUCUCUCCAUAUUUAAUUUUGUGUGUAAUCUGGAAAAUAAGCAGUAGGACAGAAAUUGUAUUUGUUUGUUUUAAAAUACAA
Chrysochloris asiatica (Cape golden mole) is the source of this 2037-nucleotide messenger RNA. It is a transcript of the gene AMIGO2, whose product is annotated as adhesion molecule with Ig-like domain 2. Gene Ontology annotation, biological process: brain development. The transcript has 2 exons. The record is from RefSeq and is a predicted model, not a curated record. Lineage: Eukaryota; Metazoa; Chordata; Mammalia; Afrosoricida; Chrysochloridae. Bases 357 to 1922 code for a protein of 521 amino acids. Gene Ontology annotation, molecular function: protein binding.